AAGUUACAGAAUUACAGUUUAGGUAAAUAGAGGGUUUAGGGGAGGCAGUACAAUGUCCAGAGGAAGCUUUUAGCCUUUUAGGCUUUUAGCCAAUCUUGAGAGAUUUCUCUCUCUCUCUCUCUGUCUCUAUUUUAACUCUUGCUCGUCACUCUCACACAGAUAGGUCGUCAUCUCCCCCUUGAUUUUCAGACCCAAAUAUCUUUAGCUCUUCUCCUCCAUCUUUUUCACUCUUGAAAUCCAAAACUUGACUUCUCUUUCACGUUCCUCCACACAAACACAUGCUUUUUUAAGCCGGGAUUCGAUCUUCUGCUUUGCUGAUGUUUUGUCCUUUCCUCCAUGAGCGAAAACUUCACUCCGUUGCACUUGCAGCUACAGGCUUUUUGGGGUUUCGCCUUCUAGCAGGCUGGUGGUGAUGUGCGAUUUGUUGGUCUCUUCAACAAAAACCCACAUCUGGGUCUGAGAAAUAUCCUACCUUUUUGUUAUCUUCCCUGUGUUUGCUUUGCCUCUUUGCCACUUCACAGCUUCAAAGGCGAACGGCCUGUCAAUCGUUUGAAAAAAAACCCAAUUCAGAUCCUCCAAAUCCCAAUUCAGUGCAAGUCUUAUUAUUAAUUUUCCACUCCCAAAAUCAACAAGAUUCUCCUCCAAGUCAUCAAAUCUUCAGAAACCCACAAUUUAGCCCUCAAAGCUCGCCUCUUUUUUCUUAAACCUAUAGUGAUUGCUACAUAAAGAGUCAAAAUGCAAGACCCAGCGAUAUUCCAACCCAUGAAACCCAACUUCCCAGAGCCAGAGCAACUCAAAUGCCCACGCUGUGGCUCCGCAAACACCAAGUUCUGCUACUACAACAACUACAAUCUUUCACAGCCCCGCCACUUUUGCAAGAAUUGUAGGAGGUACUGGACCAAAGGCGGUGCUCUGAGAAACAUCCCAGUUGGUGGCGGAACCCGCAAGAACGCGAAGCGACCGUCAAACCCAAAACGCUCCUCUUCAUCGUCUUCACUAUCAACAACAUCAUCAAGUUCGGCGGUGCAGAAUCCGCCUCCGGAGCCCGACCCGACCCGGAUUUAUGGUGCGGCGGCGGAUCAGGAGCGGCGGAUGCUGGAUGUCACCGGGAGCUUUUCAUCGCUUCUGGCGUCAAAUGGGCAGUUCGGAAGUUUUAUGGAGGUUCUGAAUCCAAAUGGGUCUGGUGAGUUUGCAGAGAAUUUGGAAUCGGGUCACGCGUUGGACACAGGUUCGGAUCGAAACCCGGCAAUGGCGGUGCAGAGUAAUAGCAAUUCGGAGAGUUAUUUGGGUCUGGCAAGUGGUGAUUCAAGCUGUUGGACCGGCGGCAAUGGGUGGCCGGAUCUUGCUAUUUACACACCAGGUUCAAAUUUUCAGUAGAGGGAGGUUUGUUUUGUUUAAUCUAUUAAUUUAAAAUCUAUACUUAGAAAGUACAGUGGCGACGAGAGGAGCAUGAAUAACUCAAGCUUAAUCGUAGCAUUUUCUAAUGCUAUGGAGGAGGGUGACAUGCCCCAAGGCCACAACACUAGCAUUCUAUAGGUAACCCAAAUGCCAAUGGUUUUUUCUUUUUUCUUUUUUUUUUCUUUUUUUUUGGUGGUGUGUUUGUUUGUACGGGUUAUAUGAAUGAAAUGAUUUUUAAACCAA
Molecule: messenger RNA, 1641 nt
Organism: Alnus glutinosa
Lineage: Eukaryota; Viridiplantae; Streptophyta; Magnoliopsida; Fagales; Betulaceae
Product: dof zinc finger protein DOF3.1-like
Exons: 1
Coding region: 736-1377 (213 amino acids)
Biological process (GO): regulation of DNA-templated transcription
Molecular function (GO): DNA binding; DNA-binding transcription factor activity
Source: RefSeq, a predicted model, not a curated record